AUGACUUCUAAAAGCCUUUCAAGACAAGAGUUGAAAUCUCGAUUUCAAACUUGGUUUGAUAAAUCAAAUGAAAAACAAACCGCACGAUUAAAGAAACUUAAAGAAAAGUUAAAAUAUGAAAAUCAGUUAAGAAUUGAAGAAGGAAAGAGAAAGUUGAGUCGUGAAGAACCUUUGGAAGAAGAAGAAUCUAAGGAAACCAAUUUAUCACGAAAUCUCAAAUAUUUCAAUUUUACGGCGUAA
Molecule: messenger RNA, 240 nt
Organism: Diversispora eburnea
Lineage: Eukaryota; Fungi; Glomeromycota; Glomeromycetes; Diversisporales; Diversisporaceae
Source: the annotation of a GenBank genome assembly